CCCAUUUUCCUCCACUUCCAGAAACCUAAACGGCCCGGACCUGCGUGGAAGCAAUCCUAUCUUUUUCUCGAACCAUCAAACCUUUACCAGCUACCGGGUUGAAGAAGACCAAGACGAGAACAACGCUAUAAUAUUCAUAUUUUGAUUUAAAAAAGCAGUAUAACACUGCCCGCUCAAGAGAAGUCGUUCCACAUAUACACACAUUGAAAUAAACCCAACCCAAACCGCCAACAUGGGUCUCUUCGGCGAGGGUUCCAUGUUCUCCGGCCGUUCAUCAAAGUCGAAAAGGCCACAGCCCUCGCAUCGGUCGUCAUCCUCCAGAAAAAGCAAGGAACAAAUCGAAACCAAGGAACGAGACCGGGAGCUCAGAACACGGGAAAAGGAACGAGAACGGGAAUCCAGGGAAAGAGAACGAGAACGAGAACUAGAACGCCAACGAGAACGAGAGAGGGACCGUGAACGUGAGCGGGAGCGGUCACCACCGCCAUCAAGAGCCCUCUUUUCUCCUCCAGAUGCCAGUGACAGCAGCGGGAGAAGGCGGAGGCAGGAGAGUUAUAGAGCGGAGAGGCAGGAGAGUUACAGAGGGGAUGAAGUGGCAAGACAAGGAGGAGUAGGAGUAGGAGCAGGAGGAGCAUCAGAAGGAGGAGCAGGAGGCUUAGUAGGCUUCCUAGCCUCUCUCCUCCUCGGCCACGACGACGACCUCGACGGCAUGGGAUACGGCAGCGACUCCGACUCUGACAACAAGCCGCGGCGCUCAUCUCCCAAGACUCCCGGGUAUUCCGAUCCAGACCGGUACGACAAUGACGGAGGAGCUCCGCGCGACUAUUUCUCUCUCUCCCGAAGGAACAGCAGCCGACUCAUCGACACUCUCGGCGGCAUCGGCGGCGGCACCCCGCGCAGCAGUCACCGUGACAGCAGACCAGAAAAGCCUCCGAAACGUCCAUCGUUCUUUAAAUCCUCCUCUUCUUCAGGCAGGCGAAGUUCAUUCUUUGCCAAGUUCCGCCGCUCCUCCUCCUCCUCCUCCUCCUCCUUCUACAAACGCUCCCCCCGCCCCCGCCUAAUCAAAAAACUCCUCAAAAAACUCAAGCGUCUCCUCCGCGACCUGGCCUACUACGCCCAGCGCCACCCCAUGAAAGUCUUCAUGCUAGCCAUCAUGCCGCUCAUCACCGGCGGCGCCCUAACCGGCUUACUCGCUAAAUUGGGCAUCCGUCUCCCGAAAAUCGUUGAUAGACUGCUGGCUUUGGCGGCCAAGUACUCGGCUGGCGACUCGCUGGGUGCCGUAGGGGAGGUGGCGAGGUUGGCGAGGGAUGGGAUUGGGCUUGGUGGUGUUCUUGGUGGUGGUGGUUCCGGUGGUGGUUCCGGUGGUGGUAGUGGUGGUGGCGCGGGGGCGGCAGCAGCGAUGAUGGGGAAUGCAAUGGCUCGGGGGUUUAACACGACGAACGUGGAAAGAGGUCGGAGAGGAGACGGAUUGGUGUGGGAGAAGAGGACGAUGGAGAGGGAUGGGGUGUUUGGGCCGGGAGGGCCGGGGGUGAGUUGGCAGGAAGGGUUGAGGAGCGUUUUGAAGAUGUUAUCGGAUUAGGAGGAAGGCUUUGAGUGACAACCAAGGGUGGACAUGUCUCUUAGUGUUUGGGUGUUUUUGGCGUUUUGCGGGCCGGGAGGACCCAGUUUCUUCUCUUUUGGGUAUGUGGUAUGUGGUACAUGAGGUACGAGACAUGGCUGAUUUGUCGUGUCUACUUUUCUUGUUUUUGGUUGUUGGUGGUCCUGGGCGGGUUUGAGCUUGUCAGGGAGCAGCGGUUACGUCCUCUGCAUCAC
Neurospora tetraspora is the source of this 1812-nucleotide messenger RNA. RefSeq lists its product as uncharacterized. Lineage: Eukaryota; Fungi; Ascomycota; Sordariomycetes; Sordariales; Sordariaceae. The record is from RefSeq and is a predicted model, not a curated record. The coding region runs from base 233 to 1579 and encodes 448 amino acids. The transcript is spliced from 2 exons.